Messenger RNA from Blepharisma stoltei, 1648 nucleotides. NCBI's taxonomy places the organism in Eukaryota, Ciliophora, Heterotrichea, Heterotrichida, Blepharismidae. The record is from the annotation of a GenBank genome assembly.
AUGUCUCUUGACUCAUUUGAAAUAAUCAAAUCGCUUGGAGAAGGAGCUUACUCAACUGUGUCUCUCGUCAAGCGCAAGGAUGAUGGCCAAAUGUAUGCUCUUAAAAAAGUCAAGCUUGGACCUUUGAAGCCAAAAGAAAAAAGAAAUGCACUUACAGAAGUCAGGAUUUUGACGGAGGAAAAAACAUUGGAAAUUUUUAUGGAAAAUAAUUCCCAUUUCAUAGAAAAAAGAUUAUUAUAAUUUAUUUGGGGCUUUUUCACAAGAGCCGAUUUUGGCAAGUAUUGCGCAUCCCAAUGUGAUUUCUUAUAAAGAAGCGUUCAUUGAUGAAGAAAGUGAGUCACUUUGCCUUGUCAUGGAAUAUGCAGACUCAGGCGAUUUAUAUCAGCGGAUUUGUUACUACCAAAAAAAAGGCCGUUAUAUGAGCGAAAACUUUGUGUGGAAUGUGCUUAUACAGCUUCUGAGAGGUCUUAAAGUGCUACAUGAGCUAGAUGUGCUGCAUAGAGACUUGAAAUCAGCUAAUGUGUUUUUAAAUAAAGAUGGAACGGUCAAGCUAGGAGACAUGAAUGUAUCAAAGGUGGCAAAGCAAGGACUGCUGUAUACACAGACAGGGACUCCUUAUUAUGCGAGUCCGGAGGUAUGAAAAGAUAAGCCUUAUGAUUAUAAAAGUGAUAUGUGAUCUCUUGGUUGUGUAGUCUAUGAAGCAGCUACAUUAAAUCCACCUUUUAAAGCAGAAGAUAUGAAUGGCUUGUUCCAGAAAGUAAUAAAAGGGGAAUAUCCUCCUAUCCCAAGAAUGUUUUCUAAAGAGCUUACUCCUUAUAUUAGUAAGGUAAAAAUUGUUUAAUAAAUAAUAAAUUCGCAUUUAAGCAGCUGGUAUCUGAAACAUAAAUUUUAUAAAUAGCAAUAUUUCCCUUUAAAUAAAAAUUAUAAAAAUUAUUGUUUGCAAGCCAAAAAAUUUUGAUCUGCAGCAAAGGAGUGGUAAAGUUAGUAAAGUUAUAGGACAAUUAUUGCAGGUUGAGCCUUCGGCUCGACCAAGUUGUGAACAGCUACUUAAAAGCAGCAUUAUAAAGAAACACUCAGGAAAAUAUGAAGAAAGUCCUGAAGAGUCCCAAGAGAAUUCUUUGAUUGAUGCAAUCAAAGUUUCAGAUAACAUAAAAAUUAUUUCAAGCAGUUUACCAAAACCAAAUUAUGGAGAUAAUAGAUCUGAACCUACCCCAGAAAGACCCUCUAAAAAAUCCACGUGAAAAAUUAACAGUUUUUCGCAUCGAUCUAUAAAAAAUGAAGAAAAAAGAUCGCCAAGUAAGAUAUCUAUUGAAGUACUAAAAGAAAGUUAUGGAGCUCUAAAACUACCUAAAAUAAAAUACCCAGUUAAAACGAAGAUGAAUCCAGUCAAAAUUAGAAAUUCAAAAGGAAAUAUCCUGCAUUUAAUUGAAUUUUUCAAUAUUUUUUUUAAAGCUCAAUUUAAAGUAAUCUUAAUAAAACAAGGCUUAUAUUUAGUACUAGAAGUCUUCCACUCCAAUAUGCAGUCCAAAUGGAACGACUUCAAAGGAUAAAAGAAGUUUAUCUAGCCAGAAGUGUCCCAGUCAGCUUAUCACCUGUCCGAAGAGCAGCACCUAUAAAGCCACCAAGCAAGGCUCAACUGUGAACUUAA